UGAGAAAUAGGUGCUAAAACUUUUUGACGGUCCGAUGGAUUACCUCCGCAGCUGCCCCUUCGGUUGUGCACGUGCGAGAGAGUUCUCUUCAAAGUUGUCGAAUCGCCACCCCUUUAUUUUGCGAUCAAAAACAAAUUUUACGUUCUCCCUAGCUAAUCCCAUUCAAAGGAGUUACGAUGCCCCCAAGAACCAGUGCAGACCCUUCAGCAGCGUGCCAAAAUUCAACUGCUACAAAGUUCUCAAGGUUUCUGCUUCUGCGUCAAGCGCGGACAUCAAGAAGGCUUACAUCGAGGAGGCAAAGAAGCACCAUCCAGAUACCGGCGGUAGUGCGGAGCAGUUCAAAAAGGUGUCCGAAGCCUACGAGGCCCUCACAAAAGACAGGAAGGGGCACGACCAAGUGCACGAAGGGACGAGGAGUAGUAGUAGUUCCUCAGCAGCAUCGGGCGGUGGAACAUAUGAUACUAAAUCAUCCUCCUCCACCGGGGGGGCUCAAAGUAGAGGGUCAUCUUCUACGAAAAAUCCGUUCGACUUCAAUACCGGCGGUUUUUCGUCGUCCAGUCGGCCAGAUUUUGGGUUCGACUUCCGGAGUUACGACAGCAGGUCGGCGCCAGGAUCGUCCGGCAGCUGGUACAGUGAUUACGGGGUGCACGAGGCAGAGGGGUACGAAAAUCCUUUUGACAACUUCGAUGUGUAUGGAGCGAAAGGUCGUUGGGGCCGCAGCGGUGCUGCGGGUCGUUCAACAUCCGCCUCGUCUUCAUCAACGAGAGACAAGAAGCGGCGGAGCAGCGCACCGGGAUCCGCGUCCACGUGGGGCGCGUCGCCAGGAUAUAAUGGGCAGAGUUCUUCGUGGGGGAGGGGGAAGAGAGGUAGCUCUUGGAACUACCGGAAUAAUUUCGAUGAAACUGCUUUCUACGACGAGGACGAGUACGAGGCGUAUGAGGCGUUUAUGCAAGAGAAAAUAGCCCGGAAAGCCGCGAAGAAGGCCGAAAAACGACGGCGGGAGCAGGAAAACAUGCGAAAAAUGUACGAAGAUUUCGGAGCAGCUGUCAAUGGGGAAAACGAGGAUGUUUACGAGGAGUUCGAGAUGUAUACAAGGAGACCUCGGGGCAACAAGAAGCCUGCGGGCAAAGUAGAUAAGGGCAAGGAGGAGGACGCGAAGACCAAAAAGGGUCCGGCCGAGAAGAGCGCGAAAGAGCCUGAUUCUUCUCAAAAGUUCGGACGUGACAAAGCUGAGGACGGCGCGGAAAGGCAAAACAAGGAAAGUCGGGGGACCACGAAGGAGUCAUCUAAUGCGCGAAAGCCAAAAAGUGAGAAGGUUCGAAGCGCGUCUCCGAAAGAACCUGCGGGGGACAAAAAACCUGCAUCCGGUUCAGAAAAAGUCGCAGCUGCACCAUCGUCGAGCUCUGCCAGACUUGACCAGCCGUCGCUGUUGCGUGUGAGCUGCUCCGACUUCCCUCGUAUCGCGGGGGUGUACCUGCGACUCACUCGGCUUGCGAAAAAGCAUUGGCAGGUGUUUGAGAAGCUUCCCGAUAGAAUAGCGUCGGAUGAAGGUUGUGCCCCUCGCACUGGCCAUGAGCCGUGUUUUUUCAACCGGUUUGUGAUGCCUCCUUCGAAAAUCGAAAAGCAGUCGCAAAACUCUGAAUCGCAAGGAAAAACGCAGAAGAAAAACGAGAAUCUGGUUUCCUUCUUUAGCACCUCGCUUCUGCAGCACCAGUGCGGGCCACGGAGUCAAUUUGUUGGUACGGACGAAAUUGCUGGGAGCGCUUCCUCUCGAUCCACCGUGGCCGAGCGACAGCUCCAGUAUGUACAGGAGAUCGUGAACAACGAGAGCACGGAUGAUCAUGCUGGUAUUCUAUUCCGGCUGCAUCACACGGCUUCAGGGAAAAAUCUGUCUUUUUGCUCCCUGGGUCCGUCGUGGGUGACGGGCGAAAUCGUUCGUGGAGCGUAUCGCGUUACGAGCAAAUCAGAAGGAAACCCGACGGAAGUUCAGCUGAUGAUCGAAGACGAAAAUGCCUGCGAAAGCGCGUCAGACCCUUCGCAGUGGUCACUGCCAGCUUUGGACUUUUUCCUGCGAAGCAGACAUCUGUUGACAGAGGACGCGAAAUUAUCUCUAAGGUCGGACUACGAGGGUAUGGUUUCCACGUUUCUCGCAACGACGCGCCACAAGGUGUAUGAGUCGUCGGAAGCGGCGGGAACAGGGGGCAACAACACACAAAAUGCGAACUCCGCUGCUGAUGAAGAAGAACGCUGUAGCAGUGAUUUCUCUUCUUCGACAGUAGAGGACGAUUCUUACGACGGAAAUAAAUCUUCUCCCGAGGUAGACGCGGACGACAGAGAAACCCAGGAGCACGAGCAGACCCAGUUUGAUCCAAAUGCGUGGCAGAGUGACCACAACUUCUGCGGUUCGACGCAUAUACCUAAUAUCGACGAGGAUGACGCUGACACGCCCCGGCACCGCAAUUUCCGGGGGAAUGGAACAGCAAAAAGUCAAACGGAGGACAAAACAAAGAGCAAGGCGAAAAAAUCGUCUCCAACCUCCUGGAGACGACAUGAAAGUAAACUAGGAAAAAAACAGAGCCACUCUCAGGCGAACAAGAGUAGUGCUAGGGCGCACAGCUUCGUUGAUCACCAUGCCUAUUCUUUCUUCACCAUUGACCCGUAUACGGGAAGUGCGCGGAAGCACCGUCGGAAUCCUAUGGUCGUUGUCCCUCGUGUGAAAGGGUCGAACCGUACCCGCGAUAGGCGGGGCAACUUGAACUGCAAGAAGAGGCAGCGGUCUCGGUACGAUUGUUACGAUUGGUGAAAAAGUACUAAGUUUUUGGCUCAGAGGAGAAAAUGAAAUGAAUCAGAACUGAAAGAAGUUCAAAGACG
Messenger RNA from Amoebophrya sp. A120, 2871 nucleotides. Lineage: Eukaryota; Dinophyceae; Syndiniales; Amoebophryaceae. The record is from the annotation of a GenBank genome assembly.